AUGAAGCCUGCGUCAUUCUUAGCAGUUAGAUGUUUGCAUAAGUUAGCGGAAAUUGAGAGAGUGAAUUAUCCUACCGCGGCGGAAGUAGUCAUUACCAAUUUUUAUAUGGAUGACCUAUUAGCAAGAGAAUUGUUGGCAAAGGGUGGCUUUAGCAUACAUAAAUGGAAAACUAAUUUAGUUAGUGAAAAUGAAAAUACAAGAAACGAAAACGUAGAUAUUACAAAGGAAGUAGAGUCAAGAUUAUUAGGGGUAUUGUGGAAUCCUCUUAAAGACACAUUUCAAUAUGAAAUAUUACAAACAAAGGACGAUCAACGUGUAACAAAGAGAACAGUGUUAUUGCAAAUAUGUAAACUCUUUGAUCCAUUAGGGUUAGUAGGACCCGUAAUAACGUCAGCAAAGAUAAUAAUGCAAGGUUUAUGGAGUCUAGGCAUCGAAUGGGACGAGUCCGUUCCCAUGCACAUUUAUAAAAGUUGGGAACAGAUCAAAACACAGUUAGGAUUACUUAAUAAAUUACAAAUACCUAGGCUUAUAGUUUCCGGGAAUAACGAGUCUCAAUUGCAAUUACAUGGAUUUUGCGACUCAAGCGAAAAGGCGUACGGUGCAUGCGUGUAUAUAAGAGAAAAAAAUAUGCAGGGAAAUAGCUCAGUCACACUAAUAUGUUCAAAAUCACGGGUUGCACCGAUGAAAACGCUAUCUUUACCACGGCUGGAAUUGUGCGGAGCAGUGCUGUUGACGGAGCUCAUGACUCGAGUGUUAGAGAGCUUAAAAUGCAAAAUAGAUAAAAGGUUCUAUUGGACGGACUCCAAAAUAGUUUUAGCGUGGAUAAAUUCUCCUUCACGAAAAUGGCAAGUAUUUGUCGCAAAUAGGGUCAGCGAAAUACAUAAUAAUUCCUCACCUGCCGAAUGGAGGCACGUUGGAUCUAAAGAUAAUCCAGCGGAUUUAAUAUCAAGGGGUACAACUCCCGAACAAAUAAUAAAGUCAAAUGUUUGGUGGAAAGGACCAUCCUGGUUAAGACAAGAUCUCGAUGCGUGGCCGGGGGAGGAAAAGCGUAAGAAGGGAACAAUAAGUGUAACGGAAAUCAAUGACGCGAAAUUAAUGAUAGUAAAGGCAGUACAAGCUGAGGAAUUUAAAGACGAGUUAAACGCGUUAAAGGUCAAUAAUAAAAUAGCUUCAAAAUCUAGACUUAUCGCUCUCCAUCCGUUCCUGGAUAAAGACGGAGUAAUAAAGGUAGGCGGAAGAUUAAAACACUCGAUGUUACCCGAAGAAAGCAAGCAUCCAAUGGUCAUUCCGUCGUCGCAUCACUUCACAACAUUGCUGAUGAUACACUACCACGAAAAAAUUACUACACGCCGGGUUCAAGUGAGCAGACCAUUCAUCAACUGCGGAGUUGACUACUGCGGCUCAUUUUACGUAAGAGAUCGGGUCCGCCGGAACGCAAAAAAAUACAAGACCUACGUGGCCAUAUUUGUAUGCAUGUCCACAAAGGCCGUGCACAUAGAAUUAGUGGAAGACCUGACCGCAGAAUCCUUUAUUGCAGCCUUGAAGAGAUUUACCGCACGACGAGGAAAAAUAAAAAACAUUUACUCGGAUAACGGCCGAAACUUUGUGGGCGCUGUACGCAUAUUGCAGGAAACAUUAGGAGACGAAGACUUCAAAAGAGUUGUCCAAGAGUUCGUUACAAGUGACCGAAUAAAUUGGCAUUUCAUACCUGCAAGAUCCCCUCAUCAAGGAGGUAUCUGGGAAGCGGCAGUGCGCUCGAUGAAACUACACCUCAAACGAACUAUCGGCGAGGCGUGCCUUACCGUAGCAGAAAUGACCACGUUUUUAGUACAAGCCGAAGCUAUAUUAAACUCUAGACCGUUGACACCACUAUCCGACGACCCUAACGAUAUGAGAGCUUUAACACCGGGACACUUUCUAAUCGGAGAACACCUGCAAGGCUACCCUGAACAGGAUCUGAGAAAGGUACCGGUCAAUAGAAUGGCGAGAUGGCAACAUACGGAGCAAGUUCGGCAGCAUCUAUGGUCUAGAUGGCAGAGAGAGUACUUAAAUACGUGCCAACAAAGGGGCAAGUGGCAAGCGGAUCCCUCUAGAAGUUUUACUGUUGGUCAAUUGGUGAUGUUAAAAGAGACAGACAGCAUACCUUUAAAAUGGGUACUAGCUCGAAUCGUGGAAAUACAUCCGGGUGCGGACGGAAUAGUGAGAGUCGUAGUUGUACGCACAGCCAGGGGCACAUAUAAAAGAGCAAUAACUAAUAUUGCGCCAUUGAUAGAGUAA
Messenger RNA from Solenopsis invicta (red fire ant), 2277 nucleotides. RefSeq lists its product as uncharacterized. The coding region runs from base 1 to 2277 and encodes 758 amino acids. The record is from RefSeq and is a predicted model, not a curated record. Lineage: Eukaryota; Metazoa; Arthropoda; Insecta; Hymenoptera; Formicidae. Gene Ontology annotation, biological process: DNA integration. The transcript is spliced from 4 exons. Gene Ontology annotation, molecular function: nucleic acid binding.